Messenger RNA from Gastrolobium bilobum, 630 nucleotides. RefSeq names its product CLAVATA3/ESR (CLE)-related protein TDIF-like. Gene Ontology annotation, molecular function: receptor serine/threonine kinase binding. The coding region runs from base 81 to 443 and encodes 120 amino acids. The record is from RefSeq and is a predicted model, not a curated record. The transcript has a single exon. Gene Ontology annotation, biological process: xylem development. Gene Ontology annotation, cellular component: apoplast. Lineage: Eukaryota; Viridiplantae; Streptophyta; Magnoliopsida; Fabales; Fabaceae.
CUCCUCUUUCUCUGUAUCCAUUCGUCUACUUCUAUUACUCUUUCUCUCCCUUCUUAGCCUUGGCGCUAGCUAGUUGGUUCAUGGAUAUUGAACUCUUGUGGGCUCUUGGGGGGUGGUUUCUUCUCUCAAAUUGCAUGGCAGAACCUGCUAAAACAUCAUCACCAAUCUCAGAAGCCUUCUCAAAAAAUUCACACUCUUUCAUGCAAUUCCUUACAUUUCUCUUCAUUGCUCUCCUCCUCAUCGAUGUAUCCCAAAUACCAAACCCAUCUGUCAUGGCUUCCUCACAACCCAUGAUGAAAUCAUCAGAAUCUACUAUGUGUACCACAAAAUUGCACCCUCAGAAAACUCAGAACUCGCCUAGUUCAUCUAAGGAUGCUGAAAGAGAAUUUGGAGUUGAAGCUCAUGAAGUUCCAAGUGGUCCAAACCCUAUUCAAAACCGGUAAGUGAGAAGCAUAAUACUUUGUUCUUUUGGAAAAAUGAGAAGCAUAAUACUAGCUAGUACCAGCACAAAUGAUCCAUAGCUUGCAAGUUAAAGAUGACAAGGAUUUGUAGCGGCAGAGAUAUUAUAAUGGUCAUCUUUGUAGUUUUUAUUUUAGAUCAUCGUUAGUACAUAUUACUUGUCCUCGGUGA